AUGCGCCCGGGAUUGGGUUUACGAAGUUGCCGUUUCGGACAACUCGUCCAUGUCAUCGUGAAAGGGUCGACUUCGCAAGCGUACCAUGGGACGGGCUACAAGCCCGCAGUUACGGAUGGGCUGACCAAAGGAGGGACCUGGGUUCACACCAUCAGAUCGACGACAGAUUGCAGAAUGAUGGACGUCAAGUCGCCCGUCAUUGGGCAGUGCCUUUUGCGAGCUGGGAUAAUGGAAAAGGAACUCUUCACACUUCGCACUUCUGAAGUGGAUGACUGGGAGGAAUGCUCCGUAUCAUCCGAUUGCUGGAACACAGAGUCAGAGCCUUGGCUCUGGGUGCUGGCCAAUAGCAACGUUUAG
Coprinopsis cinerea okayama7#130 is the source of this 357-nucleotide messenger RNA. RefSeq lists its product as hypothetical. The transcript has 3 exons. Bases 1 to 357 code for a protein of 118 amino acids. NCBI's taxonomy places the organism in Eukaryota, Fungi, Basidiomycota, Agaricomycetes, Agaricales, Psathyrellaceae. The record is from RefSeq and is a predicted model, not a curated record.